Molecule: messenger RNA, 1061 nt
Organism: Sciurus carolinensis (gray squirrel)
Lineage: Eukaryota; Metazoa; Chordata; Mammalia; Rodentia; Sciuridae
Gene: Cdca3
Product: cell division cycle associated 3
Source: RefSeq, a predicted model, not a curated record
CGGGAAGUUUGAAACUCCUAGCUUCGGGAGUUGAUUCUGGAGCCGGUGUGCACCCAAAAGUCGAGUUGGGGCUCGGCAUCCUCUCCUAUACCCUUGCCGGGCCCUGCCCCCGCCCCUACUGAAGAUGGGCUCAGCCAAGAGCGUCCCAGUCACUCCAGCGCGGGCUCCACCACACAACAAGCAUCUGGCUCGAGUAGCGGAUCCUCGUUCACCUAGUGCGGGCAUUCAACGCACUCCCAUCCAGGUGGAGAGCUCUCCACAGUCAAACCUACCAGCAGGAGAACAGCUGAAAGGUCCAAAACAGGCCCAGGACUCAGAUCCCCGCUCUCCUACCCUUGGCAUUGCACGGACACCUAUGAAGACCAGCAAUGCAGAAUCUGUUCUGCCCCUGGGAGUACCUUCAUCUUCUGAGCUGGAUUUGCCUUUGGAUACUCAGUUAUUCCUUGAGGACCAGAAGCUACCUUGGAACGACCCUGAGCUCCCUUCCAAACAGGUGUCUUCCCAGGAGGAUGCAAGACAUCCCACAGAAACCCCUGUGGCCAGCCAGAGUUCAGACAAUCCCUCAAAAGACCCUGAGAGUCCCCGAUCUUCAGGUUCUAAGUGCAAUAGACGGAAACCAAACAACAAGGUCCUAGGGAUCCCCCUCACCAUCCUGCAGGAUGACAACUCCCCUGGGACCCUGAAACCACGACAGGGUAAGCGGCCUUCUCCCCUAAGUGAAAAUGUUAGGGAAUUAAAGGAAGGAGCCAUUCUUGGAACUGGACGACUUCUGAAAACUGGAGGACGAGCCUGGGAGCAAGGCCAGGACCAUGACAAGGAAAAUCAGCACCUUACUUUGGUAGAGAGCUAGCCCCUAUUGUGGCCCCUACAUUGGAUGCACCCAGGGCCUGGAGAUGUUCUGUUUUCUGUCACCACUUCUUUCCCAGGGAGACUAAGGAAAGGAUUGUUUUCUUUGAUUCCUCCUAAACUACCAACUCUGGGACUUAGAACUUUAUCAGACUUUCUUUUUGUCUUGUAUAUUUCUUGUAUAUUAAAGGAUGUGAUUUUAAAUGAUGCUUUUA